AUGAAUCAUGUAAGUUUAAGUUGGUAGUGCAAUUUGAUUUAAAUACUAACUUCAUAUACAAAUAAGUAUGAAUAGAUGAGCAAUACAAACUAAUAACUAGAUGAAAUCUUUUAGAAUUUUGUUUAAAUUUACUCAAACAAGUUUUAAUAAAAAGAAUUUGAGCAAACUUUGAUUAGCUAAAAAAUAUUGAAACUAAGUCAAGAGAAAAUGUAACAAGAGCAGUUAUUGCAAACAUAAGGCUAAAUAUUGGAUAGUAUUAGAGAGUAAAGAGAAAGAUUGCUUUAGAAACUAGAUGAAAGAGAAUAAGAGUAAACAAGGAUAGAAAAGGUUUUGGAGAGUAGUAAUAAAAGAGAAUCAGAAUAACAUAAAUUUGAAGAUCUUUAGGAUGGAAUAUUAAUGUGUAAAGAGAAAUGUGUGUUGUUAUAAGAGGAAAAUAUAGAGUUUACUAAGUUGGCUAGUUCUUUGAGAUAGGAAAACGAUUAAUUAAAAAUUCGUUAUUCAUAGGUAAAUAAUUAGAUAUUAAAUGUAUAGGUACGCUAGACAUAUGAUAACAAUUUAUUGACAUUAAAUGAAUUACAAUAACAUGGUUUGAAUCUAAAUUAUCGAAUGAUGAAAUUUACAAAAAUAAUAAAAGACCUAGUUCAAUUAAAUCAAUGUGGAAUAAGUUAGAGUAGGAAAACAAAACUUGAAAACUUUGUUAGUAAUUAUUCAUAAUUGGAAGAUACAUGUAUAACAUAAUUAAAUUCAUUUUGAGCACCUUGAGGAAUUAUAUAAGAAUUUAGAAAUAUAGAGAGAUAAUAAUUAAAACUUUAAUCAUGAGGUUGUAGAAAGUAUUUCAUAACUAAUCUAUAUAAAAAGAGAAUUAGCUUAAAUAA
Paramecium sonneborni is the source of this 875-nucleotide messenger RNA. Lineage: Eukaryota; Ciliophora; Oligohymenophorea; Peniculida; Parameciidae. The record is from the annotation of a GenBank genome assembly.